Messenger RNA from Bursaphelenchus xylophilus (pine wood nematode), 1655 nucleotides. Lineage: Eukaryota; Metazoa; Nematoda; Chromadorea; Rhabditida; Aphelenchoididae. The record is from the annotation of a GenBank genome assembly.
AUGGGCAAAACCAAGCGAAGAUCACCGCGUUCGUUCCGCUCGGACGAGCAAUGCGAGUGCGCGGUCUGCGGUCGGCUCACACGUGCCUAUUUCUACAAGCUCUACGUUUGUUGCGCCUGUACGAUGUUCUACCGAAGGUAAGAGGAUUAAGGGCGCGUCGACCCGGGAAAAUUGUAACAUUUUGUUUGGAAAACAUAGCGUUUAUAAUACAAAAAUUAAAGUUUGUGACGAGAAUACGACUGAAACACCAGUCAAAUGGAUUACAGCUUGUUUAUCCACAAAAUUUCAGAAACUUCCGAUCAUACCCUCGAGCGCAAUGCCGUUUCAAGGACGAGAAUUGCAACCUGAAGUCGGGACCUCGCCGCUUUUGCCUGCGCUGUCGUCUCAGCGCCUGCCGAGAGCUGGGCCUUCGCAUGUGGGGCAAGAACUUGGUGGUGCAGGCCAACGGAAUGCCGGCUGACGAUAUUCCGGAAGAAAAGUUGGAGGUAAUCCCGAUUGAACAAGACCUGGAAAUGAUGAGCAUGGACAAUUCGCAUGACUACAUUUGCUCGCCGGCUUCUUCCAGCAGCUCCGGCUACAGUAGCUCGAGUUCGACGAUGUGCGAAGAGCUGUUUGUGGGAGAGGAUCCGCUGCAAUUUUUGAAUCAAAAAUCUGUCGAGCUGCCGUGCUUGAAGUAAGUGUCCAUUCUCUAGAUUACAAGUCUCUCUUUCACAGGAAAAUCACCGACCUCUUUCGGCAAUUUGAUGAUCAACAAAAGUUCUUGUCGACCUUCCAACAAAAGGCCGAGAUCUUCGAUUAUGCUGAAGAAAAUUUGGUCUACAUGGACCAGGUUCAAUAUAAAGAACUGGAGAUAAAAGUGUCAAGAGCGGCCGCCGUUUUGGUAGCUCAAUUUCUCAGCGAGUUCGAGCUGGAGGAUGAGGAUGCCUUGGCGAUUGUAAAGAGUGUUAUUGGACAGAUCUCGUUCCUACACAAAAUUCAACACACAAUACGGCAAUUCCCCAACAAAAGCUCAAACAUUUCACUGUUCAGCGGAUAUUACAGCGAUCUUACGAACCUGGAAGACUACUUUGCGGAUAUUGCGGACACUGUAAGUUAAUUGGCGAAGUGCAACAUACGAUGACAUAAGCUUUAUAGUAUAUAUUUAGCAAUAUGUAUUUUGCUUUCAGUGUUCGUAUCAACACGUUGCAAACUCCCUCCGAGUCUUCAUCAGUCAUUUCUAUAGCCUGCUGGAUGAAUGUCGAAUGCUUCAAGUGCAUCCAGUCGAGAUCUCUUACCUUAUCGGGAAAUCUAUCGCAGAGGAAUGUAAGCAUACCCAAAUUAUCACCCGUUUUUUGAACAAAAAUACUUUCAACUUUUGUAGUUUUUUUUGCAAAUUACAGUAAUCCUUUUCAGUAGGCACCUCGCUGUCAGCCACAACAUUUGCCAACAACCUCUCCAGCGAGUUCUUCCAAUAUUUGGACAUCAAUUUCUACACCAGUGAGCGAUUUUUGUCGAUUACUGCGUUCGGAAAUGGAGUCAAAAACCUGCUCAAGACCUACAGACAGGCCGUGGAAGAGAUCUCAGCAAUCUCUGACGAUCUGAUGGUCCCAUUGAAUGGGAAUUUAUCCGACAGGGAGCUUCUCAAUUAUGUGAAUUUGUACAGAUAUCCCCGAUGA